GUUGUCAUCGCAGUGUGAUGGUGGCCGUCGAUGUCAGAGCACAUUGUCACAGGGAGGGUAAAGUUCAUCUCCAUCAAUGGAUGUUACCCGUUGUCCGAGACCCGAAUGAGGAUGGCUCCAGCCCAGAAACAGUAGACCAGUGAAACGUUUGCCCACACCGUAGGACAACUUUAUGUGCUGGAAGACAUCCAACCUCAUUAUGCAGCCUGCCGUCCUGAUCCUCCUUCUGGCCCUUGUGGCGAUGGCAUCAUCAUCUACACAUUGCCGACACAACAUCACCGUGGACGAGAACAUCUGGAACUGCUCCGACACCUUCACGUUGGACUUCCCGAAGACGGACAGCAUCCCGGAUGGUACACAGGUGUACGACCUCAGCUUCAACCGCAUCCUGGAGUUACACAGAAUCAACUCAACGUGCACGUCCGUCCACUCCUGUAAAGGCUGCCUCCGGAAACUCUACCUCCACCACAACAGCAUCGACCAGAUUGACAAUGAAGCCUUCCAGAAGCUCCACUGUCUACACACUCUGGAUCUCUCCUACAACAAGAUCAGAGGCGACAGUCUUUCCUACAUGACGUUCGAUGGUUUGCUACAGCUUGAGUUUCUCACGUUGAAGGGAAACCCUUUGGUGAAAAUGAUUGAUUUCACACUCCGGUUUAACGAACUUAGAAUGCUGACUAAGCUGGAUUUGUCAGACUGUCAACUGACAUCAGUUGCGGAACACGCUUUCGAUGAUAUAUCAAUGCUGGAGGAGAUUGACCUGAGUGGAAAUAGCCUUAAAAUCGUUGACCCUUAUUCCUUUGCGGGACUUAGUUUUCUUGACGUGUUGGAUCUUAGCAAUAAUAGAUUUGAAACCAUACAAGAAGACAACUUCCAAGCCUUGAUUAAACUACGGGACUUACGUCUGGACGGAAAUAACUUGGAAAUAUUACCCGCAAAGGCAUUCGGGGGGCUGGCAAAUCUUGAAAUUCUAUCCCUCUCGGAAAACUGGUUAAAAGGGAUCCCGUACCAUACACUGAAAGGUCUACAGUAUCUGAAGACCCUGAACAUGAGUCGGAACCACGUGAUUGAGCUUGAAGCUAGUGACUGGCCGGAAGAUGUCACAUCCAGAGUGACGGAACUCUACCUGGAUCAGAUGUAUGGUCUGAACAUCAUCAAACACAAAGCUUUCGUUUCCUUUCCUCUUUUAAGGAAAGUGUCAAUAUCCGGUAACAAACAGCUGGAAGUUAUAGCAUACGACGCCUUCUUUGGAAACACUCGUCAAAUUAAGGAGGUGUAUUUACGGGACAAUAACUUGGGUUUUAUCGCUGGUGGACUUCUUCCGUGGGACAGCCUGGAGGUGCUUGAGCUGGACGGGAAUCCGUGGAACUGUGACUGUAGGUUCCAGUGGGUGCUGCAGGGAGGAUACUUGAAGAACAACACUAUCAGAUGUGAUGCUCCCGAUAAACUGCGUGGUCAGAACUUGAUUGGGGUAUCCCCAGAAGAUCUCCGGUGUCCUCGAUCUCUUAUCUGGAUCCUGCUGACCUUCGUCCUCGGGAUUGUCCUCCUCCUGAUUGUCCUCGUCUCGCUCGUGGCAUGGAGGUUCCGCCACAAGCUGCCGUGCCGUCGUACCAAGGGGCGGUACGUGUCUGUGUACUCUAAGGACGUCCAUGACGACGACGAAGGAACGGCGACCAUCACUUCAUCUGAAGACGAAAUACCGCUGAAGGACAGUGAGGUGUAAGACACAAGCCUCCAUCGAUUACAUCUUACAACGAUCAACGACUUUCACAGCAGAUGAUCACAGAUGCAGGAGUUAAACAGCAACGACUCGUUUCGCACAUGUUACGACAUUCAUACACUGACUACACAUUUCUAGCCCGAGAUUGCUUUGUCAAACGGGCUCUAGGUUCUUCAUGUUUUCGGACGCUGCUGUUGGAGAUUAGCAGACCCGUCCUUGACAUUACCACCGGUGCAUCUCAUUUACAAUAUUCAGUCCAUACAGGACUCUGUUCAGCAAAUAAAUGUCAGCGCUGUGACGAUAACUCCCUUUUAAAACUGAAAGUCACGCAGUAAGGUAAUUUCUUGAGAGGAGUAACUGAACAUACCAUAUUUUAGAAACGAUGGUAGGGCUGAGAUUAUCGUAACUCACAUACAGGAACAUGGACUUCCGGUAGUCCCAGUGCUGAGAAAACAUGGACCCAUGGCGCCUUUUUCAAAACCAAUAUAGCAAUAUAAAUGUCGCAACUCUCAUAUUUCGGAAACUGGUGGAAGCAGAAGUGCUGAAGACGCUCGAUAACAAAUCCAUUUCGUGGUUUGAAAGCCAGGAUUAACCUAUCCAUUGAAGGACGCCACUGUGAAAGGUCUUCUGUUAUGGAGUGUCUCUUUUGAGUGCAUCAAGUUCAAUCAAGAAACAAGACGGUCUAAAUGCAAACAUUGUAUGACAAUAUCAUUUAGGUACAUGUAUAUUGUAUUUAUUGUAAGUAGCCUUAUUGUAUGGGUUGUACCUAAUACAAGUUAAGAAAGUAUACAUUCAGUAUGUAUAUAUCAGUCACUAUACAUAGAUAUAGCGAUCUAAAACAAAUAGAACAAAACAUAUGCACAGUUACAAGAAGCCAAAACGGCUUCUGUGAUAUGAACGAAGAAAGGCAAAUAUGUCUGUUUGAUCACUUAAAAUAUGAUCUGGUUUGAAGUCAUAUUUGCUGGAACGGAGUAGAUCAUUAUACCCAUCUUUGACGGUUAACUUGCCAGGAUGGACAUUAUAUUCAUAUGAUUGUAUGUGUUCUAUCUAGGAUGUCAAUCCUCCAGCAUGUACAUAUGCCAAUGCUUGGAAAGCUUUUGAAUAAAUCAUGUAUGGACUUAUC
Molecule: messenger RNA, 2843 nt
Organism: Haliotis rubra (blacklip abalone)
Lineage: Eukaryota; Metazoa; Mollusca; Gastropoda; Lepetellida; Haliotidae
Product: insulin-like growth factor-binding protein complex acid labile subunit
Exons: 3
Coding region: 173-1723 (516 amino acids)
Cellular component (GO): extracellular matrix
Molecular function (GO): protein binding
Source: RefSeq, a predicted model, not a curated record